AUGAAUUUUGUUACAAAAGAAAAUGAAAACUAUUCAAAUGAAUCAUCUGGCAAAUCCGAACAAGUAAAUGAGACAGAAAAGGAAACAGAAAAGGAAACAAAACUAGUUAAAACAUCCACAGAGGAGACCAAAGAAAGUUUGUCAAGUUCUGAUUCUGUAGAUAUUACUAACUCUUCUAGUUCAUGUGCAGAAUCAGUAAAAACAGAAGAGAAGUCUGAACUGGAUGAUGGAUCACACCAAAGUAUUGCUGAUGAUGUUAUUUCUUUACGUGAUAAACAUGAUCUUUACGUUUGGAACUACGUUUUUUCUUGGUUUGCUGAGACUCGGGGUGUCCCCACUAAAACUGAUGAAUCUGGUGCUGUGUUUUUAGAUUAUGGUUGUGAUGAGAAUGUUUUAAUAGGGAAAUCUGAUGUAUUGACUGAUAAACUUGAAACACCUGUUUCCAGUGACUCAGAAAUCAGUUCUGGUGAUUCAGACAACUAUUCUAGUGUGCCUGAAACAUCAAUUGAUACAUCAGAAACUCAUGAUAAAGAUGAGAAAAUUGAUAUGUUUGAUUGUGAUAAUGAAGAAAUUGAUGAACAAGGGUCAUCUCAUAAACCUGACAAUCAAAUGCAAUUAGAAUCAAGUAGUGUUGCGCCCGAAGAGAGUCAAACCGUUUCAGACAUAGACUGCUCAACAUCUGACAAACCAGAAUCCAUUGAUGUUAGAGACUCAGAUGUUGAUGAAGCUGAAGAAGAGAUAUCUGUGGAAACCAAUUCUGCAGAAACUUAUGAGAAAUUGGAGCCUAAAGAAAAGGAAUCCAUGGAAAUCAAUUCAACAGUUGAUUCAACUGAUGAAACUGAAGAAGAGAUAUAUGUGGAAACCAACUCUGCGGAAACUCCUGAGAACAUGUUUUCUGAAGAAAAAGGAUCCGUGGAAAUCAAUUCAACAGAUGAUUCAACUCUCGAUCCCAAAGGAUUAGAUUCUGAAGAAAGUGUUCUAAAUGAAGCAAAGUCUAGUGAAUCUGCUCCUUUAAAGAAAAACCGGUCACGUAAAAACAGAAGAUCACAGAAAAAGAAAGUUCAAAAGGAAAACCCACCUCUCAAGCAAACUGAACCUAAACCUAAACUGAAGGGUAAAGUUGUCGAUACUUACUCUUGUGCUGAUAACUGUGAGCAGGGUUCUUCCAAGAUCAAACAUGCACACAAGCAAUCAGCACCAAAUGGAAAGUAA
This is a messenger RNA of Helianthus annuus (common sunflower), 1212 nucleotides long. Its product is annotated as dentin sialophosphoprotein-like. The transcript is spliced from 2 exons. The record is from RefSeq and is a predicted model, not a curated record. The coding region runs from base 1 to 1212 and encodes 403 amino acids. NCBI's taxonomy places the organism in Eukaryota, Viridiplantae, Streptophyta, Magnoliopsida, Asterales, Asteraceae.